Dipodomys ordii (Ord's kangaroo rat) is the source of this 2347-nucleotide messenger RNA. It is a transcript of the gene Galnt16, whose product is annotated as polypeptide N-acetylgalactosaminyltransferase 16. The record is from RefSeq and is a predicted model, not a curated record. Gene Ontology annotation, cellular component: Golgi apparatus. The coding region runs from base 284 to 1960 and encodes 558 amino acids. The transcript is spliced from 15 exons. Lineage: Eukaryota; Metazoa; Chordata; Mammalia; Rodentia; Heteromyidae.
GCGGCCCGCGGCGGCUCAGCGCGCGAAUGAAUGGGCGCCUGGGGGCCGCGCGCGCUCGGGGCUGAAGGGCAUUAGGACCGUGAGGAUCGCUCGGCUCCUGAUUCUCCCUAUCACUCCCCCCACCUCCCCAACCUCUCUCCUUUUUCUGCUCUGCAGGACUGAGCAGACAGCCGCGAGCGAAAACAAACAGCUGAGGUUGCGAGCUCCCCCCCGGCCCGGCCCGGAGAGCACCCUGGCCUCGACUCCCCCUGGGGCCGUCCGUCCGUCCGUCCGUUCGUCCACCAUGAGGAAGAUCCGCGCCAAUGCCAUCGCCAUCCUGACGGUAGCCUGGAUCCUGGGCACUUUCUACUACUUAUGGCAGGACAACCGAGCCCACGCAGCAUCCUCGGGCGGCCGGAGCGCGCAGAGGGCCGGAGGAAGGCCGGAACCCUUCCGCGAGGACCGCACCAUCCCGCUCAUUGUGACAGGAACACCCUCAAAAGGCUUUGAUGAGAAGGCAUACCUGUCUGCUAAGCAGCUGAAGCCUGGAGAGGAUCCUUACAGGCAGCAUGCCUUCAACCAGCUGGAAAGUGACAAGCUGAGCCCAGACCGGCCUAUCCGGGACACCCGUCAUUACAGUUGUCCAUCUGUGUCCUAUUCCCUGGACUUACCGGCCACCAGUGUCAUCAUCACCUUCCACAAUGAGGCUCGUUCUACCCUCCUGCGCACAGUGAAGAGUGUCCUGAACCGAACUCCUGCCAACUUGAUCCAUGAGAUCAUUUUAGUGGAUGACUUCAGUUCAGAUCCUGAAGACUGCCUGCUCCUGACCAGGAUCCCCAAGGUCAAGUGCCUGCGUAAUGACCGGAGGGAAGGGUUAAUCCGGUCUCGGGUUCGAGGAGCAGACGUGGCAGCGGCUGCUAUCCUCACCUUUCUGGACAGCCACUGUGAGGUGAACACCGAGUGGCUGCAGCCCAUGCUGCAGCGGGUGAAGGAGGACCACACCCGAGUGGUGAGCCCCAUCAUCGAUGUCAUCAGUCUGGACAAUUUUGCCUACCUGGCAGCAUCUGCUGACCUUCGUGGAGGAUUUGACUGGAGCCUGCAUUUCAAGUGGGAGCAGAUACCCCUGGAGCAGAAGAUGACCCGGACCGACCCCACCAAGCCCAUCAGGACGCCUGUCAUAGCCGGUGGAAUCUUCGUGAUUGACAAGUCCUGGUUUAACCACUUGGGAAAAUAUGAUGCCCAGAUGGACAUCUGGGGGGGAGAGAAUUUUGAGCUGUCCUUUAGGGUGUGGAUGUGUGGCGGGAGCUUGGAGAUCGUGCCCUGCAGCCGAGUGGGCCAUGUCUUCAGGAAGCGGCAUCCCUACAACUUCCCAGAGGGCAAUGCCCUCACCUACAUCAGGAAUACGAAGCGGACUGCAGAGGUGUGGAUGGACGAAUACAAGCAGUACUACUACGAGGCUCGGCCCUCAGCCAUCGGGAAGGCCUUUGGCAGUGUGGCCUCACGGAUUGAGCAGAGGAAGAAGAUGGACUGCAAGUCGUUCCGUUGGUACCUAGAAAACGUCUAUCCCGAGCUCACCGUCCCAGUGAAGGAGGUUCUUCCUGGCAUCAUUAAGCAGGGGGUAAACUGCUUGGAAUCCCAGGGCCAGGACACCACAGGCGACUUCUUGCUGGGAAUGGGGAUCUGCAGAGGAUCUGCCAAGAGUCCCCCGCCUGCCCAGGCAUGGCUGUUCAGCGACCACCUCAUCCAGCAGCAGGGGAAGUGCCUGGCCGCCACCUCCACUUUAAUGUCCUCCCCGGGGUCCCUGGUCACACUGCAGGUGUGCAACCCCAGAGAAGGCAAGCAGAAAUGGAGGAGAAAAGGAUCUUUCAUCCAGCAUUCCGUCAGUGGCCUCUGCCUGGAGACGAAGCCCGCCCAGCUGGUGACCAGCAAGUGUCAGGCUGAUGCCCAGGCCCAGCAGUGGCAGCUGCUGCCACAUACAUGAUGGCAGCCCCUUGCCUCCUGGACCUUUUGCAUGAGACAUGGGGACUGGAAGGGGUUAGGGAGGGGGAGUGUCAAGCAGGCCGUUUCCAUCUCCUUACAUUUCUGCCAGAUCAUCAGCAAACACCCCUGCCACGACACAUUUCUCCAAAGCUUCUUCUAGGGAGUAGGUGGUGGGGGUGGGGGCAUACCCAAUGUCCACUGUACCACCCAGGCUCUGCCCUGGGAGAGGAGAUGGUCAGGUUGCAGACUGUUGCUGGGCAGACACUGGGCAGGUGCCCCUGGCCCUUUGUCCUCUCCCUUAGUUCUUCUUGGGGCCUGGCAGUGAUGUGUGGGCCCUCCCCUUGCUGCCCAUGGGAGCAAGGACAUAAGUCCACACAGGAGUCACUUG